Messenger RNA from Suillus clintonianus, 1019 nucleotides. RefSeq lists its product as uncharacterized. The coding region runs from base 177 to 869 and encodes 230 amino acids. The transcript has 2 exons. The record is from RefSeq and is a predicted model, not a curated record. Lineage: Eukaryota; Fungi; Basidiomycota; Agaricomycetes; Boletales; Suillaceae.
GACUUCGUAACAUUACUUACGAUGGUGAUGAACACGAAUUCUCCGACGAUGAUCGUGCCUCAGUGCUCAUCAUCGACAACAAGAUUUUCGAACACAACAUCCUCCGUGUCAACUAUACAACGUAUGACCUUCGACGGGAGCAAGAUACAAUCAAUCCCAGGACCCGCGCUGAUAUUAUGGUGCUAUCUCAUGAAGAUGAGCGCACUCACCCAUAUUGGUACGCACGUGUCGUACAGAUUUUUCAUGUGAAUGUCGAGCACCGUGGACACGGCACUUUACCGUGUACUCCCCCAACCCGCAUCGAUUGUUUGUUUGUUCGUUGGUUCCGUCGUGACGUCUCACCCGCAGGCUGGGCUGCAAAACGCCUGCAGCGCCUCGAAUUUUUCGACGAAGACAGCCUACCUGAUGCAUUCGGAUUCUUGGACCCCAAUUCAGUUGUCCGCGGCGUUCACCUAAUUCCUGCAUUCAAUUUCGAAACUACUAACACAUUACUUGGACCAACAUUUGCACGGAAAAAGAGUGACUCGUGUGAGGAACACUCGGACUGGCGCUUUUACUAUGUAAAUAUAUUUGUUGAUAGAGACAUGUUUAUGCGAUUUCGUGGUGGCGGAGUAGGCCACAAGGCCACGCGUGACUGGGAUGAAUUUCUCCAGCGCGAGGGACACGACGAAGCCGGCAGCAACAGUUCAGACUCUGAAGAAGGUGUGGAAGGUGAGGGCUCAGAGUCAGAGGAUGAUGAUGGCGGGCUUGAGGUAGACGAGGAACAGGAUGGCCAAGGUGACGAGGACGUUGAGGACAGAGUGAUAGCUGAUGACGGCGAAGAGCUUGAUGAUGAUGUACUUGCCCAGGAAGGUUAUGGGGCCCUAUGAUAACAACUAGCACUUAAUGUAUUGGAUAUGUACUACUACGAUACAUCUUACUAUCUAGCAGAUGUCUGACAGGUACACAAAAGACAGGGUAGUAUCUAUCCGACAGCGAGUCUGACGGACAGGUGUCGUGCUGACACGUUAACAUCGCUG